AUGGUAACUUUGGUGGAUGAUGAUGAUAAGGAAGAUAGUGUUAUGCUGGAUAAGUUUCUAGUGGUUGAUGGAGUUGAUGACCAGUCGUUUCCCUCUCUUAUAAGGGAUCUUAAGAAAGAAUAUGAAGCAAGUAUUGUCAUUCUUCUUGAAAUCCAUAUCAGUGGUGAUCGAGGGAAGGUAAGAACCAUUAGCCUUUGUAAUGUCUCUUAUAAGGUUAUUACCAAACUUCUUGCUACCUAUCUUAGGAAAAUCAUGGAUCAUCUCAUAAGUCUAGCCCAAUGUAGCUUUGUGCUGGAAAGACAAAGUUCUAACAAUAUUAUUAUCUCGCAAGAAGUUAUUCAUUCUAUGCAGAAUAAGAAAGGGCCCAAAGUUUGGAUGGCAAUUAAGAUUGAUCUUGAAAAGGUGUAUGACAGGUUGAAGUGGUCCUUCAUCUGA
Arachis stenosperma is the source of this 435-nucleotide messenger RNA. RefSeq lists its product as uncharacterized. The record is from RefSeq and is a predicted model, not a curated record. Bases 1 to 435 code for a protein of 144 amino acids. The transcript has 3 exons. NCBI's taxonomy places the organism in Eukaryota, Viridiplantae, Streptophyta, Magnoliopsida, Fabales, Fabaceae.